Messenger RNA from Cyprinodon tularosa, 2837 nucleotides. RefSeq names its product UDP-glucuronosyltransferase 1A1-like. Gene Ontology annotation, molecular function: UDP-glycosyltransferase activity. Bases 420 to 2078 code for a protein of 552 amino acids. The transcript has 9 exons. Lineage: Eukaryota; Metazoa; Chordata; Actinopteri; Cyprinodontiformes; Cyprinodontidae. The record is from RefSeq and is a predicted model, not a curated record.
AAAAAAUGAGAAAAAGUCUUAUUUGGCACCGUAUCAUACUGCAAAUUCCACCACGACUUCCUGACUGGGAUUACUUUUGUUUGUGCAAACACUCCUGAACCCACUGAACUUUACCUCAGUUGUUCAUUUCAAACAUAGAUAGCAGCCUUUUGUUUAGUUUCUUUGUAAGCGGCGGAUACUUAUUCUAAUUACUUAGUAACUAAAGAACACAGGCUCCUGACCUUUACCUACUGAGGACAGAUAGUGCUCUACUUUCAUUUGAGGACUUUGAACGUACACAACUCUAAUUUAUAGAGGAGCUUCAGCAGCUUUAGGACCAACAGCUUUACUCUUGCUUUUUUAGUGCAGAGGAAAGAAGGAUUUUCAGAUCUAUUUUUUUAACAAUUGUUCUCAUUGCAUUGGAGAAGGAAGGAAGAGGGAUGCGGCAAUCGGUUGUGUUGGUGUUAUUCAUUCUGAGCAUGGCUUUAGAGGACCGAGCGGCUGCAAAAAAAGUAAAGGACUCUGCAGAAACCCCCAAGCUUGUUAAGCCAGACAAAGUUAAAGAUACCAACGCUGCUGUGAAAAGCAGCUCUUCACCAAAGUUUUUAGGUAACCUGCUGGUGAUACCCAUGGAUGGGAGUCAUUGGGUGGGUAUAAAAGCGCUUGCACAAGAAUUGGGUCGACGCGGCCACAGGGUCACUGUUGUGAUUCCUGAGCACAACCUACGGAUGGGUCCAGGGAAAUACUACGAUACCAUCUUCUAUCCGGUUCCUUAUGAUAAGGAACAUGUUAUUAAUUUGCUGUCUUCACACAAGGAUGUCUUAGAAAAAUCAGUACAGCCGUUCAUGGAGAAAAUAAAGGCAAGAUUCACCCAGAUUGGAAAAACCAGCAAUUUUCUUCAUACCACUGCAGAGAGUCUGCUGUUCAACACCAGCCUCAUUCAUCAUCUAGCAGAGCAGAAGUUUGAUGCGGUCCUCACAGAUCCAAUGGUCCCAACAGGUUCAUUCAUUGCUCGGAAACUUGGUGUCCCUGUUAUUAACUUACUGAGGGGGAUCCCCUGUUUUAUGGACCUGAAAGCUGCAGGCUGCCCUGCCCCACCAUCCUAUGUGCCUCGAUUUUUCACUGGACUCACUGACAAGAUGAACUUCAAGGAGAGAACCAUUAACACUUUGGUGGCUUUACUGGAACCGUUACUGUGUCGGAUUCUGUACUGGCACUUCGACCAGACAGCCUACAAAUUUCUGGGAGAGAAAGUGGGCGUCGCAGAGAUUCUUUCAGAUUCUGACAUCUGGCUGCACAGGAUUGACUUCACGCUGGACUCUCCCCGCCCUCUCAUGCCAAAUACUAUUCUAGUUGGUGGAAUAAAUUGCAAAUUGAGGAAUCCUCUUCCUGAAGAUUUGGUGACGUGGAUCUCAGGUGAGCAUGGGUUUGUAGUGUUUACUCUGGGCUCCAUGCUUUCAGAACUGCCAGAAUACAUCACGUCUACCUUCCUAGAAGCCUUCAGGCAGAUUCCACAGAAGGUGAUAUGGAGAUACACUGGUAAAGUUCCUGACAAGAUCCCAGAAAACGUGAAGAUGAUGAAAUGGGUACCUCAGAACGACCUGUUAGCUCAUCCUGGGGUUCGAGCUUUCAUCACUCACGCUGGCUCACACGGCGCGUUUGAGGGUUUAUGUCACGCUGUUCCCAUGUUGAUGGUGCCGGUGAAUGCAGAGCAGCCCGACAACGCACAGAGGAUAGCCAGCAGGGGAGCAGGAGUGGUGCUGGAUAUAACCUCCAUCACCACUGAGAGCCUGCUGCAGGGGCUGAAUGAGGUCAUCAAUAACCCCAGGUACAAAGAGAACAUCAGGCAGCUUUCAGCCCUUCAUAACGAUCGCCCCAUGGACCCUCUGGAUCUUUCAGUUUACUGGACAGAAUAUGUGAUGCAACAUAAAGGAGCGAAACACCUCAAAGCUGCUGUUCAUGACCUUAACUGGUUCCAGUACUACUGCCUGGACAUUGUAGCACUGCUAGCCACUGUGCUGCUGGUUACUGUAACACUGAUAUUUAAAUGUCUGAAACUCUGCUUCCGGAAACUGGGCAGGAAGAAGAAGCAAGAGUAAAAGGAUCCGUCAACCCUCCUUUUUUUUCCUCCAUGUUAAAACAAUAAAGAAUUAAAAACCAAACAUCCAUGAGGUGAUCAAAAUACAUUUAAUCAAACCAACAAAAUACAGAAUAUCAUAAGAUCAAAUUACACAUGAUGCCGAACAAUCAGUGAUCUCCUUUCUUUGGAGGAAACAUGGUGUACUCUAUUGCCAGGGCAACAGUAAAGGCAGCAAAGCCCCACUUAAAACCUCUGAGCAGAACAUCCGAUAGGGUCACCGCACGGGCGAAGCCGCCUGCAUACCUCCACGCCUCGUUGCUGCAGGCAGAUAGAAAGCAAAGAGACAGACAUUUAUAAACACAGUGCUGCUGACCCAAACAAAGUAGUAUCAAAAGCAUAACAUUCUAAGUUUGAUAUAAACUUUGUCCACAAACAAUGGGACAUCUUGUAAAAAAAAAAUAUAUAUAAGCUGCAACGAAAUGAUUUCAUAAUUGUGGGCUACCUAAAAAUUUAUAUUUUUACAGAAAGCAUGUUCUCAUUCAGUCUCCUCCUCUGAUCAUGAUUGGUCGAUAUUUGGCCCCUUUGCCUUGCAAAAGUUCUCCAAAUUAAUCACUGUGAGAACAUCUCUUCUCCAAAGCCUCUUUUUAGGUCUUAGAUAUUUUCAGGGACUGCAUCCUUCAAAGAGCGCUGCCCACGCAGACGUGGUUCCUCCUGAAUCUGGACAAACCCAAAAUAUAAUCUGUAAGAUGUAGUUCUGGACUUUUGUAAGGACAGUUGA